Molecule: messenger RNA, 2868 nt
Organism: Ostrinia furnacalis (Asian corn borer)
Lineage: Eukaryota; Metazoa; Arthropoda; Insecta; Lepidoptera; Crambidae
Gene: dnt
Product: tyrosine-protein kinase Dnt
Exons: 6
Coding region: 328-1956 (542 amino acids)
Biological process (GO): positive regulation of phosphatidylinositol 3-kinase/protein kinase B signal transduction; axonogenesis; cell surface receptor protein tyrosine kinase signaling pathway
Cellular component (GO): signaling receptor complex; plasma membrane
Molecular function (GO): ATP binding; protein kinase activity
Source: RefSeq, a predicted model, not a curated record
CCGCGCUACGGAGAGGUGCUGUCGUGCUUUUUCGUGCAGAAUCGUUCAGAUUAUCAAUGUUUAUAAACAGAUUUCGUGAAGAUAUUCAAACUAAUACGUUUAUCCAUGAAUAAAAUUGAAGACUUUUCGCUAUAAGGUCUAUAAAUCGUGUGUUUAUUUAGAAUUUCUCGUGGAUUUGUACGUUUUAUUCGAGUGUGUAAUCUUGUAUCGGGGAGAAGUCAGCAUCGUCGAUUUUGUUGGACGGUGGAUGAAAAUGUAAACUAGUGAUGAACUAAGACUGGGGAUUGUUUAAAGUUUGGGGAAAAAGAAGAUUUUGGAACAGUGACAAUGAAGUGGUUUGUGUUGAUACUUUUUGUGCCAAUGUGCUUCGCACAUCUCAAUGUUUACCUGAGCAGCGCCGAAGUGUGGAGAUUAUUGGGACUUACGGCGGAGUUGUUCUACGUGCGGGACGGGCAGAUCAACUUCUACGCCCUCAACUUUGUGGUGCCGGUGCCGGCCACCAUCGGCGAGCUGCACUUCACGUGGCAGAGCCUCACCAGGAGACCGUUACCAUACACCCUCCACGUGGAAGUAGUAAAUCACUCCGAAGCAAUGCACACGCCGGAAUUUAACAUUUCGACGGAGGGUUUCGUGCCCACGGAACCGCAGACUUGGCAAGUCACCUUGCCGUGUACACACACAGUCGCUGCGGAGGUUGACAUCACAAUUUCUCUGAACGUCUCGACGGGUUCCUCGUCUACUACCUUACAUUUUCGUCGAAGGAAAAUAUGUUUGAAGGACGCGCCUCGUCCGGCCGUCAGAGUGGACAGCGUUCCUCACGCACAGACCUCUGCAGAUAUAUUUUACGCGGGAGCUGGUUGUGCUGGCGGCGCACUACUGAUAGCAGCAGUGGCAGCCGCGGCGUGUAGAGCUCGAGCUAGGAAACUCAGAAGAGCUCGCAGCGAUGAACAAGACGCCCACGCAUUUCUACCUGAUUCGUCUUGUAAGUCCGCCGCCAGUUAUACCAGCUACCGUCGCCCAACAUCUCUCCCCGCCGCAGCGGCUGAAGAGAGAGCGAGAGAUCUGCAGCAGAGGAUAGCAGAGCUCACCAUACAAAGAUGUCGAGUGCGGCUACGCUCAGUGGCGAUGGAAGGAACGUUUGGACGGGUUUAUAGAGGAACGUACGCAGAUGAAGAUGCUAGGGAGCAAGAAGUGCUCGUUAAGACUGUUGCUGAACACGCUUCUCAAGUGCAGGUGUCACUACUUCUACAAGAAGGUUGUAUGCUGUAUGGCUUACAUCACGAGCGAGUGCUGUCGGUUCUUGGGGUCAGCAUAGAGGAUCAGACAGCUCCGUUUUUGUUAUACCCCUGGGGCGCUAGCUGGCGGAACCUGAAGCAGUUUCUGUUGGCUUGCCGAGGAGUGACGGUGGGAGGGGCGGCGGGAGGAGCGCCGCCUCCGCCGCUGACGACCCAACAUGUGGUGCGGAUGGCGCUCCAUGCGUUGGAUGGACUACUGUAUCUACAUUCACAGCAUGUCUUACAUAAAGACAUUGCUGCUAGGAAUUGCAUAGUGGACGAAAAUCUCCGCGUGAUGAUCGCCGACAACGCGUUAUCGCGGGACCUAUUCCCGGCAGACUACCACUGCUUAGGCGACAACGAGAACCGGCCCAUCAAGUGGCUGGCGCUAGAAUCUCUGACCAAGAGGCAGUUCAGCCCCGCAGCUGACGUAUGGGCGCUAGGGGUGCUUCUAUGGGAACUGACCACGUUGGCCCACCAGCCCUAUGCGGAGGUGGACCCUUUCGAAGUGGCAGCGUACUUGAGGGACGGCUACCGGUUACAGCAGCCGGCGAACUGCCCUGAUGAACUGUUCGCAGUGAUGGCAUACUGCUGGGCCAUGUCUCCCGACGACCGGCCCACGCUGCCUCAGCUCCAGAUCUUCCUUCGGGACUUCCACACGCAGCUCACUAGAUUCGUCUAAACCAUUCCGUUAUCACUAAAAAGACAUCCCAAAGACGACAAUAACUAAAAGUGAAAGUCAAAUAAGUGAGAUAAUCUUCUAGAGACAUAACAAAAGAGGCCUUAUCGUAUAGCACAAGAUCUUCAGUGACUUUUAGUGAUUGUGAUUUUUGUUUUCACGUUGUGCGGGAGUAAAGUGAAAAUUUUCAAAGAGACUGAUUUUUAUAAAAACGUUUUUAUUAAAAUGUGAAUUCCUAGAGUUUAUUUAUGAUCCACUCCGCGUCGCCGUCACACGUUUCUGGUGUUCGUACUUGUACAUUUUAAGCACAAUUGAAGUAUUGUUUUAAGUGUUCUCAAAUGUUUGCCAAUGAUAAAUGUUACGUUUUUGUGAGUUUGUGACUUAAAAUAAUAUUUCUUUUGACACUCCAACCCAGAUGAUAACCAGAAGCGUGUAACGUUGGCUUCGAGUAUUGUAAUUAUUGUUUGAAACCUCAAUACUGCCAUAUUAGAAUAAGAGAGUAUUUGUAAAUAUUAUUAAUACACGAUUGUACUGUAUAAUACGUAUAUUGAAUGUGCCUCAGAUUUUAUGAAAGAUUUAGAUGUUUAUAAGUGUUCAACUGGUUUAUAAAAUUACUCAUUAAGACUGGAAUAGCAUCAAUUUAUUAACAUUAUGACGACUUCUAGUAUACUCAAUACUUAUUGUAGUUAUGUAUAAAAUGCCUUUUUCAAUACAGUUAUAGCGUUACUAUCAUCACAUCCCACCACUUUACUAGUAAGUAAUGUAUGUGAUAAAUAAAUAUUUAAAACAUGGUAUGUUUUAAAGACUUUCUUUUGCAAAGUUAGGGGAACAAUUUUAACACCGUGGGCGAUUCUCGUGAGACAAACUUUAUUUCUCGUAUUUAUAUUUUUCUACUAAAACGUACUUAAUUUCACU